Messenger RNA from Sebastes umbrosus (honeycomb rockfish), 8036 nucleotides. RefSeq names its product SET domain containing 1B, histone lysine methyltransferase a (gene setd1ba). Gene Ontology annotation, molecular function: RNA binding; protein binding; histone H3K4 methyltransferase activity. The coding region runs from base 397 to 5847 and encodes 1816 amino acids. NCBI's taxonomy places the organism in Eukaryota, Metazoa, Chordata, Actinopteri, Perciformes, Sebastidae. The transcript has 19 exons. The record is from RefSeq and is a predicted model, not a curated record. Gene Ontology annotation, cellular component: Set1C/COMPASS complex.
CGCUGCUCCUUUCACCGAGUGAAUGUGAGCCUCUCCCAGUUAUGGCGCAGCAACAUUUUACGCACAGUGCUUCUCCUUUGUCUGUAAAGAAGCCAUUUUGAGACAGGAGAACAGCAGAGAAAACCAUAGCAAAGUGUAGACCUACAUAUCACCCAAAAGGUCUCUUUUGGACAAAAGGGAAGAAUGAAAUUUACAAGAUUUCUCCCUUUAAGAUUUUUUUUUAAGACUUGGAUUACAUGUUUUUUUUGAAAUACAAACUGAGACGACACUAACCCACCCCUUAUUAAUGCCAUUAUUAGAGGAUCCGAAGAUGGAGCUGAAAACAUUCCUCCUGCCCCUGCGUUUAGGCCUGUUCACUGCAUUUCACCAAAGUGCUGAGGUUUGGCGAACGGCGGCAUGGACAGCAGUCAUCAUCCCGUCUGCGGCUCGGCGGCGCCGGAGAAGCGGAGUCACCACUGGAGAAGUUACAAGUUGAUCAUCGACCCGGCGCUGAAGAAGGGAUCACACAAGCUGUAUCGCUACGAUGGACAGACUUUCAGCAUGCCCGACCCGGGGAUGCCACCGGUGGACAUGGUCCGAGACCCGAGGAUCGGUCGUCUCUGGACGAAGUACAAAGAGACGGAUCUACCGGUGCCAAGAUUUAAGAUCGAUGAGUGUUACAUCGGCCCUGUGCCUCCCAAGGAGGUGACAUUCGCCCGGCUCAACGACAACAUCAGGGAAGGAUUUCUUAACGACAUGUGCAAGAAGUUCGGAGAGAUCGAGCAGGUGGAGAUUUUGUAUAAUCCGAAGAACAAGAAGCACCUGGGGAUCGCCAAAGUUGUUUUUGAGAACGUGAAAGACGCCAAAGUGGCCGUGCAGUCGCUCCACAAGACGUCUGUUAUGGGAAACUUCAUCCACGUGGAGCUGGACCCGAAAGGUGAGAAUCGCCUUCGGUACUUCCAGCUCCUGAUGAAUGGCAGCUACACUCCGCAGACCCUGCCUGUUGGUGGAGAGGAGGCCAGAGAAGUCUCCCCUCGUAGCCUGGCAGAAGCCUUACUGGCCUGCGAGCCCAUCCGCAGGUUGUCCGAGAGCAGCGUGUCUGCUGUUGGAGGAACAUUGCCACCCAGCAGCUCCACCACUCCUCUGUCCCAUGAGACGGGCUACUCCAGCCUAAAGCAGGACACACCCCAGUCCCAGGGAACCCCUCACACCCCCCGGCAGUCAGGUACGCCCUUCUCUCAAGACUCCAACUUCUCCAGUCGUCAGUCCACGCCGGCGUACCAGUCCAGCCGGGCCGAGAGCUCCGGAGGUUACAAAAACCGCAGACACGAGAGCAAGUUCCAGGAUGCAUACAACCGGAGACCGGAGAGGCCUCAGUACCGCAGCAACAUGUAUCGAGGAUCGACGUCCGAGCAAGCGCCCUUCAAACAGCACCAGCACACCCCACCUGAGCCUCCGCCCUCCACCCCCUCCUUCAACUACACAGCGCCUCCCCCUGCUACGCCCAACUUCAAGUCCGCCUUCUCGCCCUACCAGGCUCCUUUGCCUCCCGCGUUCCCCCCGUCGGAGCCUGCUUUCCAUCACCCGGCCCAAAGGGAGGGUGAAUACCUCCGACCGCCACAGCCGCCUCUGGCAGCUGCCACUGACUUUUUGCCCGUCAAGGAUAGACCGGAAACUCCUCCGAUCCCAGAGCCUCCACCGGAGCCCGUGCCCCAUCCGAGCACCCCUCCUCCUCAAACACCAGAGCACUGCCCCUCACCUGGCUCCCCCGGGCUUGAUCCAGAGCGCAAUAGCCUGGAUUCCCGCAUUGAGAUGCUCCUCAAGGAGAAAAGGACAAAACUGCUGCCGUUCCUGGAGGAGCGAGACUCGGACACUGAGGUGCGAAUGGAGGGAAGUCCGAUUUCCUCCUCGUCCUCUCAGCUAUCCCCAAUUCCCCCUUACACAAGCGGCUCCCAAGGUGGCCCACACAACUCCCGUCCCUCCAGCACCGGCCUGGAGGAUAUCAGUCCGACCCCACUGCCAGACUCGGAAGAUGAAGAGCCAAUUCCCGGAACUGCCUCGCUGAUCAAGAGGAUCAGCUCUCCUGUCCCGGAGAAGAUGAGCAACAGUGACCUCAAGGAUGGACAUUUUCGAUGCCACACUCCCACGGACAAAAUGGACGUGGCUCCUCAGUCGUCAGGAGAAGACAUGGAAAUCUCCGACGAUGAGAUGCCCGGGACUCCGAACAGCGGCGCAGAGUGUGGCAAGGGCAUCGUCAUAAACUCUGCGGUGUCGCCGAUGCAGACCAUUUCCAUCCCUCCUCCCGGCUUCGCUACUCUACAGCACCAGGCUGGCUUCCAGCUCUCCCAUCACCACCUGGCCCCUCACUCUGCCGUCCCGGGACAUCCUCACCUGGCCGGUCAUCCGGUGCCUCACCACAUGCUGCAACACAUGGGUCCCUACGCUCACAGCAUGGUGCCACUGGUGCAAAUGGAGCUGAUGAACUGCUUACGGUGGGAACAGUGGAGCACCGUUCCCAUGUCCUUCCAGAUGCAGCAGCAGAUGCUGAGUCGCAUGGCUCAGACCAGAGGGCCCUAUCCUUAUCCACACUUUAUAGACAGUGGUGCGUCUGCGCCGUACGGGGCACCCUACCAGCCUGUGAAUAUGGGUGCUACACCCGUUAGCGGCGCAGCAGCAGCACCUGGGCAACAAUGGCAGAAUCCCAGUAUACCAAAGUUCAACCCUACUGUUCCUCCUCCUGGAUAUGAGACUAAAAAGGAGGAUCCCCACAAGGCUACUGUUGACGGUGUGCUGCUGGUCAUUGUCAAGGAGCUGAAGGCCAUCAUGAAGAGGGACCUCAACCGCAAAAUGGUGGAGGUGGUGGCUUUUAGAGCUUUUGACGACUGGUGGGAAAAGAAGGAACACUCGGCAAAGGUCUCUUUGACUCCGGUGAAGGGUGCGGAGGGGAAGGAAGAAGAAAGACCCAAACCCAAAGAGACGAUGGGUUCAAGUCUGCUGGAGAACUGGAACAAGGGCGAGGGACUGGGCUACGAGGGAAUGGGCCUGGGGAUCGGUCUGCGAGGGGCCAUCCGCCUGCCUUCCUUCAAGGUGAAAAGGAAGGACCCGCCCGAGGCUGCAACAGCGGGGGACAACAAACGGGCCCGACCCUCCACUCCGGUGGAUGACGAGCUGGAUGAUGAAGACCGGGAUCGAGACCCGGCCGAGCUCCCGUCGGACGAUUCCAAAAUGGAUGCGGACGGCGCUGCAGCGAAGCGACGGCACUCGCGGCCGCUUGAACUGGACAGCGAGGGAGAGGAAGAGGUGGACACCUCAGGAAAGGAAGAGGAGUCGUUGUCCGACAGGGAGGAGGAGGGGCCUGAAACAGAGGCUGCGGAACGCCUGUCGUCAGGCAAAGAGACCGCCGACGAGGAUGGUGAUGAUGAAGACUCAUCCAGUGAGAGCGCUUCCUCAGAUUCGUCUGACGAUGAAGCCGAGAGUUCAUCUUCCUCCAAGGCCAGCUCCGACUCCUCAGCAGAAAGUGCGGACUCCUCCGAGUACGAGUUAAGCUCCGAAGAGGAAGAGGAUGAGGAGGAGGAAGACGAGGAGGCGGCGGCAGCGGUAGAUGUGGAGGCCGAAGGCAAAGCGGUAGAGACCUCCUCGUCAUCCUCAUCCUCCUCGAUAUCGUCCUCUGAUGAAGAGGAGGGGAAGACGGAGACCAAGCCGCCGAGCCCUCCUGCGGUACCGGUUCCAGAGGAUAAGGAGGACAAGAGGAGCAGGGAGGAACUAAGCAGCAAGCCCAAACGCAGACCUCCUAGUCCUAAGGAGGAGUUGAAAGAGGACCUGAAGCCACCAUCGUCCAAAGGCCUCCCAGUCAAAGAGCGAGACAUCAGCGUAGACGGCAACAUUCCCGUAGUGAGGUCUGAACCCAAGGAGCCCUUACCGAGUCUUCGGCCGCCCACUCCCACGGGCGCCCUGCCCGACAGCGUCCAGGAGACGAAAGCCAAAGGUAAAGCAGAGCCUGAGGAAGUACCCUGCACCCCCGCUCAAUUAACCCCAUCCCCCGUAGAUGCAAACAAACCUCUCCACAAAUCUGCCUCCGCAUCUUUAAUGCACCUCCCUCUCCCUCCUCACCCGGCAGUAGAAGGUCGUUCCCUCCUUCAUCCCCCUCCCGGUCCCCUGCCUGACCUCCCUCAGCGGGCCAGGCUCCCCACGGACGAGGAUAUCCCCCGCACGCCGGGCAGGGACCUGAUGGAGCGUGCCCGAAGCCUGGGCAAGUCCCAGAGCACGGACACGGUGCCCAACACACCUGGUAGCGAUGCCCCGCUGACGGGCAGCAGCCUGAUGCUUAGCUCCCCUCACAUCCCCGGUAGCCCCUUUUCCUACCCUGCACAAUCCCCUGUCCUUAGCGCUGGAGUCCCCCGCACUCCAGGAAGAGACUUAACCUUCACCCCUGUCUUCCCUGACCCCACAGCACUGACUCUUAAUAGGAAAAUAUCCUCCGAGAGCCUGGACGAUAGACCCGUUUUUAAGGAGCCGCCCAUCAGCGCUCUGCCUAACCAGGCCCUGUCAGCCGGAGCGGAGCUUUCAGCCAGUGUCCCCGAAGAUCUGCCCGCCGGUCUCACUGUAGACGUCCCCGUGCCAUCAGACACUGCUCCAUCGAAGAGAAAACCUGGACGACCCAAAGGCAAAAAGACCCCGGCCGUCUCUGCAGCCGAUGAGUCUUUGGAGCUCUCAUCCGAGUCCACCACUCUGCCUCACGACGCACAUCUCAGCGAUCUGUCCGCAAAAACGAUAUCCGCCAAGUCCCCCGACCACCCGAGCCUGGACUUCCGGGAAGGAGAGGUGAAGCCUAAGACGGUCCUACCUGCCGAAGACGGCUUCCUGUCCUACAAAGAAGAGAAACCUGUGGUCGUGAAGCCUACGCGGAGGGCACGGCGAGGCUGGGAGGAGCUGCUGCUGGACAGCCUGUCACCCGUCGCCUCGCCUCACCGGCCCUACUUCGCCCCGCGCUCCGACUUUGAGGAAAUGACCAUCCUGUAUGACAUCUGGAACGAAGGCAUAGAUGACGAAGACAUCCGGCUUCUGCAGAUCACUUAUGACAAGAUGCUCCAGCAGGAUAACUGCAACGACUGGCUCAACGACACGCUCUGGGUCAACCAUCCUCCUACCAACAUCCCCCGAGUGAAGAAAAAGAGAAGAGACGACGGCAUGAGGGAUCACAUGACCGGCUGCGCGCGAAGUGAAGGAUACUACAAGAUCGACAAGAAGGACAAGAUCAAGUACCUUCAGAGCACAAAGCUGCAGUAUGAGGAGCCGCCGGUCGACACACAGGGUAUGAGUAUUCCUGCACAGGUCCACGCCUCUACCAGAGCUGGCUCGGAACGGCGAUCGGAGCAGCGACGUCUGCUGUCCUCGUUUGCGUGUGACAGUGACCUGCUGAAGUUCAACCAGCUGAAGUUCCGUAAGAAAAGGAUCAGAUUCUGCAAGUCACACAUCCACGACUGGGGUCUGUUUGCUAUGGAGCCCAUUGCUGCGGAUGAAAUGGUGAUCGAGUACGUGGGACAAAACAUCAGACAGGUGAUCGCGGACAUGCGGGAGAAGCGCUACGAGGAGGAGGGCAUCGGUAGCAGCUACAUGUUCCGCGUUGACCACGACACCAUCAUAGAUGCUACGAAGUGUGGCAACUUCGCCCGUUUCAUCAACCACAGCUGCAAUCCCAACUGUUAUGCGAAGGUCAUCACGGUGGAGUCUCAAAAGAAGAUCGUGAUCUACUCCAGGCAGCCCAUCAACGUCAACGAGGAGAUCACGUACGACUACAAGUUCCCCAUCGAGGACGAGAAGAUCCCCUGUUUGUGUGGGGCAGAGAACUGUAGGGGAACGCUGAAUUAACGUCCACGCGAGGUUCUCCAGGUGUGUAGAAGUGCUGUCCUUAUAUUUCAUUCAAGUUUCCGCACAUGUUGAGACUCCGGAUGAGGAAGAACUGAAGAGGGAAGGUUUUACUCUGGAGAAGAAAACCUGCAAGUCGUCUGUGCUACCCUCUUCAACAUAUUAAACUCUAGAUUGUUUACGAUUUAUGGUGCUCUUGAAAUAAAAAACGCAUCGUUUUUUAUGUCUGCCAGUGACCCAGAACUUACUUAAAACACUUUGACUUGCUCGUGCAGCAUUUCGUCCCCUCAACGUCGGACAGUAUUUCAGCAUGGCUCCUUCCACGUCCAGUCCUGGUUUUGUACAGUUUUACACUUUUUAAAAAAGAAAAUCUCGUUUGUUUCAUAAGCUUUACGUACACCACACGUGGUACAAGAAAAACAACACAUGUUAAGCUGCUCACUAACACUGUUGAGACGCACAAGCCCGCCAGGAAAACGCCUCUCUGUGGGAGAAGACGCGGUCGGGCACCUGAGCAGAUGGGAUGACGGUGGAGUGUCGCAGCCCGACACUGGACUACAACCCUGCUUUCUCACGCCUACCUCCUCUGCAGCAGUUUUCUUGGACAUAAAUCAAACUGAUAUUUAAAAAAAGUAAAUCAAGUAAUACAAAUGGAUAAAUCCUGCCACAAAAUCUGGAAUAUUUGGAUAUCACGCCUGGUUUCACCAGCCAAUAAUGGAUCAUGCUGCUUCCUAUUAGUUUAUGCAAAAAACAAAAACGUGCAAAAUUUGUAUUAAUGAUAGUCCGGUGUUUUCCAGUUUUGUUUAGGUAAUUCUCCUCUUGCUUGUUUCUUCAAAGACACUAUAUUUGUGUGUGAAUGUGUGAGUGAAUUUAUCAUCUUAGUGUGUGUGUGUGUGUGUGUGAAUGCGAGUGCACUGCCCCCUGUAGGCCACAGCGUAGAAGGCCGCCCAAUCAUGCAGAUGCAAGGAAAUGAAAAUUGAAUCAGUCCCUGUCUACAUCCACUGGGCAGCUUUUGAAAAAACCUUCUUAAACUAAGUUUUCAACUUAUGAAGAAAUAACUAUUCCUCAUUUUAAGUGCCAUAAGGAUGUGUAACUGUCUUUGUUUAACCUGAGCAGGCCGGUGACGGACAUAAAGGAACGUUUUUGUUUUCGCCUGGAGCUGUGUUAACAUGCAUGUUGCAAAGAAUUGCUGCCUAUUUUUUCACCGCUGUGGGAGUUUGAUGAUGCGUCCUUCAUCUGUACCUGGGAUGACUGUCUCAUGUUUGUGUCCUCUUCAUAUAACACUCUUAUUACUCUACCAGUGUUCAAUGUUUCCUGCGAAACAGAAGUGUUUCUACAAGGGUUGUUAAGAUAAAAGAAAAGAGAUAUUUGUGAAUGCACUCGAGGCUUGCACUUCUGCUUUACGCCCCACUCUCAGCCAAUCAUUUCCCCCCCCUUUCUAGACCAAGUCAGUCAUCGCUUUGCAUUCAGUUGGAUCGAUUAUGGAGAUUUUCUUUUUUUUUUUCACCAGUGAUGUUUAUAUUGUAUAUGAUUACUUGUACAGAAGAUCUAAAGCGCUUUUUUUUUUUUUUUUUUUUUUUUUUUAUCUUCACAAGGGUAACACUUUUAAGAUGCAUCUUUCUCUCUCUCUCUCUUUCUUUUUUUAACAAAAGACUGAGUAUUUAAAAAUAUUUUCAGGGAUCUGUAAAAGGAAUCUGAGGGUUUAAAAAGGUUGUUUAUUUAAAGAAAAAGGUCCACUGUGUACAGGAAAAGUCUACACCUCCCUUUUUGAAAGAUUGUUUCUUGUAGAAACGUCUUCAUUUUCUGCCCAUUUGCUUUGUAAUCCUACAAUGUGUAAAUACUGUAACUGUGAAUACUAUAUAAAUAUAUAUAUAUAUAUAUAUAAAUAUAUAUAUUUUUGUUCCCCAGGAUUUGCUACGCGAACACAGCUCAGAGAUCUAUGUAACAUAUGAAGCGAGCGAUGAGCUGGUAGCAGGAGAUUCAGCUUGUGUCAAGCUUUGUUUUUUUUUUUAUUUUCUGUUGUAAAUUCUAUGAAAAAGUUGUUUGCGGUGUGGAGAAAAAAACAAAAAGGUGCAGAAUUGGCAUGGGAAGAGGAAUGAAGCAUCAGCCUGUUUCUCAUGUCUAUUUAUUACACAACAAAUGUAUGAAAAAAGGAAAAAUGGAAAUAAAGCAAUUUUGCAUACAUCCAUAAA